AAACCUCGAAGUGCUUUUCAUUUAGGAGAUACUGGGGAGAGGGCAGCGAGACUCCUGCCUGCACCCUGGGUCUGGAUUGCGCCUUCUCAAUCCUGGUUUCUUAAUUCCACCUCCACUUCUACCUGGGACCUCUGCACUUGGAGGAAUUUUGCUCCCAAUUUGCACACUGAUUAGCCAAGAGUGGAACAUUGGAAGAGAUGCAGGCAAGAAAAAGAAAUUAAACCAGGGAGCAAUAGGGGCACAAAAUGAAGGGACGGGACCAAAGCAAGACUGAAAUCCAGCAGGGCAAAUGCAGGGAAGGAAGCUGGGCGAGGGGGGUCUCAGCAGCGGGAGGCACUGAGAAGGACCUGUAGGGUCUGGCCUCAGUUGCCUCUUUAGCAGAGAACAGAAUGACACAUCAGAAGGACAGUUUGACCAGUCACUCACCCUCAAGCGGCCCAGGCUACUGUUUUGUUAAUCCGUGUUACAAUCCACCUACCUCUUCGGACUCCGGAAGAUCGUUGUCUCCUGGAAUCUCUUGAGCCACAGGCAUUGCUUUGCCCCAGGUCGCUGAGGGGAAGGGAGUUGUCCAGGUCUCCCAACUGGUAAACAGGCCUGAGGAGCAAUGCAACAGGCGUGAUGGAGGUCGAGUCCUCCUACUCGGACUUCAUCUCCUGUGACCGGACGGGCCGUCGGAACGCUGUCCCUGACAUCCAGGGCGACUCGGAGGCUGUGAGCGUGCGGAAGCUGGCUGCAGACAUGGGCGAGCUGGCACUGGAAGGGGCAGAGGGCCAGGCGGAGGCCAGUACCGCAGACAAGGAGGCCGGCAAGCCACCUGAAAGCAGCGACGGGACCGCCUCACCUUGAGAGAGCCUGCUGUCCCCUCCGGAACCAACCCUGGCACUGGUCCAACCUCUUCUCUGAGCCCAUGUCCCAGGUCAGACAGGCCGGCCUGAGAGGCCCCUCCGAGGCCUCCGUGGCCCCUACUCUGGGAAAGCCCUCUGCCCGCCCUCCUGGGCUCCACAUGUCCCCCUCCUCUCUGAGCCCAGGCACAUCUGAAGAUGCUGUAACCACGGGGUGUUAUUAUUCAGCUGGCACUAGGCGUGGGCCAGGCCCUGCCUACCUGGGAGCAGCCAACGUGGGCACACUUCUUUCAUGGGUGGCCUGGACAGGGACUGUAUCCCACCCAGCAACCCCUCCUGUCACCCCCUGCCUUCUCGGUCAAGACCUUCUUACCCUUUUGUAAAAAACACUUUUAAACUUUUUAAAAACUUCAGACCUUUUUCAGCAGAGAGGAAGGGAGCUGACAAUCACUGCACAUUUUUGGAGCCACUUUAAGCUCAACUGACCAUCUACGCAGCUCUGGGCUUCCUGUGUGGAGCUUCACAGAUCUGGUUUUAGGGAAGAGAUUUUGGCUCAAGACUAAAUGAGCAAUUCUUUGCCCUUUUUAUUAAGAUAAGUGACACUUAGACCCCAGGAAAUAAAUGAUGAUUUGUGUGA
This is a messenger RNA of Sciurus carolinensis (gray squirrel), 1479 nucleotides long. RefSeq names its product cAMP-dependent protein kinase inhibitor gamma (gene Pkig). NCBI's taxonomy places the organism in Eukaryota, Metazoa, Chordata, Mammalia, Rodentia, Sciuridae. The coding region runs from base 619 to 846 and encodes 75 amino acids. The transcript has 6 exons. Gene Ontology annotation, biological process: negative regulation of cAMP-dependent protein kinase activity. Gene Ontology annotation, molecular function: cAMP-dependent protein kinase inhibitor activity. The record is from RefSeq and is a predicted model, not a curated record. Gene Ontology annotation, cellular component: nucleus; cytoplasm.